Messenger RNA from Pocillopora meandrina, 6546 nucleotides. The record is from the annotation of a GenBank genome assembly. Lineage: Eukaryota; Metazoa; Cnidaria; Anthozoa; Scleractinia; Pocilloporidae.
CUGCGCAUCAUCGGUUGAUAUAGCGUCUGAGCUGUUGGUGUUCUCUUGUCUUGGUCUUUUGAUAAAAGUUUUUUGAGAAACGAUUUAAACCUUAAUAUGGGUCAUAAUCACAUGCAUGGUAAUAAUAUGCAUUCUGGAAUGAACAUGUCUACAACGCCGCCGAUGACUCAUGGCGGGCACGGAGGCACUGUCCACCAUAUGAUGCAGGUUUGCAUUGGUUGUUUAGUUAGUUUUCUUUACUAUUUCAUUUUGAAAACGGCAUCAUUUCAGUCAGAAAUUUGCCAUUGCUCUCAUUUUUAAAGGGCGAUCUUGAGGAAAGACUCGUCUUCCCCCGUCGAGUAAAAUGACCAAAGAGGAGUAGUGAGGCAUAUCGUUUAUCAUCCCGUGACUCUGGUUCAAUUUACUUCGAUUUCCUUUCAUUCCGUCGAAAUCUCAAGGAGUAAGGUUAUGUCUACAAACAUGAGCUAUUCGUCCACGAUCGUUCAACAAAGUUUAUUUCCCAUUACUUAUACGAUUACCAUUCACUUGAUGUACUUUUUCCUCGUAAUAAAAUCCCUCUUGACGAGCUUUUGGUUCGAUCUCGCCACGGAUGUUAUACCAACGAUCAAACGUUUUGAUUGCCGCAAUUGCACAUGCUAAACAGAUUUUAUUGAAAGCUCAAAACAUGUUUUGGUUUGAGAGUUUGAAUGCUCAUCGUUUGUCUCUUUUUUUGGCUUUUGAGAUCGUAAGAAAUUGUUUGAACUUACUUAAACGAGGCAGACUUGACGUUGUGCUUUUUCGGGUAAUAUUAUUAUUUUACUUCGGUUUAAACGUAAUAUUUAGUGGCUUGUAAAUCUAAGUUAAGAGAUGUUUCAUUUACCCAUGAGCUAAACUUUUAUUAAGGAGUAUAGAAAAAAUGGUUUUGAGAAAGAAAUCGGGGUUCUGGUAUUCAUCAUUUCAAUAACAUGCCUAUGUUUAUCAUGACGACAAAUUUACAUCUGUUAACUAAUGACGUAUUGAUCCAUACGCCCUCUUCUUUGUUCUUAGAAUUGUUUUUUUUGCCACAUUUUUCUAAAGGUUUCCUGUGAGACUAUGUUAGCUUUACACAUCUGUUUAAACACCUCUUUUUAUGUCUUGGGAACUUAGCCUGAUGUAAAAUCCACACAAUGUGCCAGUUUACAAAUAUAACAGACUUGUAACAAAUUUCAGAAUCUGACAUUUGUUGUCUUUGUUUGGUAAGCUUGACACCAAGGAGACAACAGCCUUCAUGGAUAUUUACAUUUGACAAUAUUGGACCCAUUUCAAGCACUAGGGUUCUCACACCAUGAUAUUACAACUUUUGUAGUCAACCUUAAUUAACUUUUUAUCUAUUCCACACAACAUUUGUGUUUCUUUUUAAAACUACUUGGUGAGGAUGUGUUUGGUAACUCCCCUAAUUAUUAAGAAAGUUUUGCCUUUUGUGUAUUGGUAGUAAAUGUUAAUUUAGUUAUAAUGUUUUUUACCCGAGGGAAGAAAUUUUUGCUUCAGCUCCGACAAGUUGUUGGUAAUGAUUUGUUAUCAUGGUGUUCCCUUUUAAUAAAAUUCUACUUGGAUCAAAUGGCAUCCAUCCAACUUUCUAUCACAAUUGGGCAAAUUGUAAGAAAUUGCAUUGUCAAAAUUGUUAUAGAUAUGUAGAAAGUAUCUAAGCAAGUUAUAUAAUUUCAACUCUGUUUUGGUUGCCUAAAAUGUAGCUUCUGAUCCAAUGAUUUUGCCAGUGCAAAAUUGAAUUCCAGUGGCAAUCUUACUUGUGGGUAGUUUCAUAUGUGUUUUUCUUCUGCUGCAUAAUGAUGGAAAAGAUGAAUCCUUAACAUGGAAUAAUUUCUUUGUCCUUCAAUUUUACACAUCCUCCAUUUGGAGAUGUAAUUUGAAUAUAUUUGGGCAACAUGCCAAAUUUUAUUCAUAAUUUGGCAUCAUAAAACCAAAUUCAGGGAAAAGAGACUAAAAAAAUAAACCAUAUGUUUCACCAUUACUUAGACUGAAAAAAAAUAUAAAUGGUUGGAACUUGUUCUCCCACUUUGGGCAUAUCAUAAUUUGAAUUUGCUUGCAAGCACUUGUAACGGAAGGUCUGAUGUGCAGAGAUUUUGUCAUAAAACAGGUAAAAAUUUGCUUGUGUCCUCUAAUUCUUGUGGUAUGUUCCAUAAAUAAGCAUUAACAAAUGAAAUCAGGGUUGCAAGGAUCAGAAAAAAACUAAAUAGAAAAUUGAAACAACUAAUUCUUUCUCAAGGUUCUCUCAAAAAAUGCUUGUCACUCCAACCAAAAAUGUGUAAUUGUGCUUUGGUCCAAUACUUGUCAAAAGACAGAUUUAUUUAAUGUGUUAUGAUAACUGUGUAGGUUGCAAGUGUCAGUUUUGCUUUAAUAUUAAUUGUGAAAGAUAAAAAUAAUAUGAUAAUUCUUGUAACUUGAGAAUGGAAGUUUCUUAUCCAAAAAACAUUUCAUUAUAAAACUAAAUAAAUCAGGCCAAUUCAUGCAAAGCAAGUAUGGUGUGAAAAAAUGGAAAGAGAAAUUUUGCUCAUGAAAUUUUAUAUUAGGGAAAUUAAGAAAUGCAGUAAGGACAAUUUGUUUCUUUUGCCACAUUAAAUAUUUGAUAUGUGGUGGUAAUUACUGACAGCAGGUAAUAUAAUGUAACACUUGGCUGCUGAUGACUGCAUUUUUACCAUCUUGGCCAAUACCCUGGGCUGUAUGUUACACUGUGAGGUGUUUACAGGUUUUAGUUUUUCCUUUAAACUUGAUUGCUAAAAGGUAUUCCAGGAUGGGAAAGGUGAUCAAAAGUUUUCUUCACUAUUUUUCAAAUCAGUUGACCAUAUCCAUUACAUGAUAUUUACUUUGAGAAAAUCCUGGCAUCAGAUUUCCAGGCUCAGAGGAUGUUAAGUGUGGACCUUCACAAAUUUCCUUAGCAGGACUGCAGUUAUUGUAUAAACUGUAAUGGGUGACUUGUCUUAAAAAAUAAUCUAAAUCUUACUAUAUUGUCUUUCAUUUUUGUGUCUAGCCAUUUUUAACUUUCCUCUUGUAGAGAACAUUCCAGCAUGCAGUUUAUGGCUUUAAAUUGCAUCGAUAUACAAAAUUGAAAAUGUACGAUCAUUUUUAAAUCUUGAUAUGUUACAGAAAAUUUAUGUAUAAUUCACAGUAAUUGUUUCUUUGGAUUAAAAUUCUUACACAAAUUUGAACACAGGACUCUCUAGAGAAUCUUCUUUACCAUAUUUAAUUGUCACAGAGAAGUACAUGCUGCAUUAUUCUUUUCAUCUAUGUGAGACUGUCAAACCUGCACAGCUAAAAACUUAGCCUUAUAUAUAAUCUGGAGAUAUGAUGAAAUUUUUAAUUAUUACAUUUACUGAAACUGAAUGUAUCUUAAUAUAAUGCAGCCUUAAUUGGUAAAAACUUAAAUUCAUAUUGCAUAAAUGCAUAAUUUCACCUUCAUUCAAAUAUUUGCACAACUUUGCCAUACUUUUCUGACAAUUUUUGCUUGUAUCAUUUUCAAUUGGAAAUAAGUACUUUUUUCUCUUACUACAAGGUAGGUGUACAGUUGUAAUUAUUUAUUCUUUACUCUUUUAUAGAUGUAUUUUGUUGUAAGCAAGAGUGCAACUAUAUUGUUUGAAGACUGGAAAGUAGAUACAGCAACAGGUACAGUGUACAUGUUAACAACUAGAACUUAAUUGGCUGCUAUUGUCUGUUUGACUUUGCAUUGAUAUUGUUAGGAAUAAUUCUGUCAUGGUCACUCAGGGGAGUGGAGUUGUUAAGGGCUGUCAGGUUUUCUUGUUAAGAAAUGGUAGAGAUUUUGACUAUUAACUUGUAUAACUCUAUUUUUGUUGCAUUAAUCAUUUGAUGCAUUGAUUUAUUGGUUGAUAGAAAUGGUUUUCUCCUGCCUCGGUAUAUUUGUUCUUGCUGCACUCUAUGAAGGAUUAAAAGUUCUUCGUGAAGUGUUAAAGAGGAAAUAUAGCUAUGUGGUUAGUGUGGAUUUAGCAGAGACCAAGGUGUAUGGUACAGGACCUACUCAAACAACUGUUGUGACUGAAUCAAAGGGAAAGAUUCCAAGGUGAGAUUUGUUUCCACUUCUAGUGUGGAGCUAAUAUUAAAAUGUAAUUUAUUGUUUUACGGGGCAAAUUUUCUUUAUUCUACUCUUUGUUCAAGGAAGCAGACACCUGUCACAGCAUCAUUUUUAACAACCCUUUCUUUCUUAUGACUAAGCAAUGUGUGAUUUCUCCCAACCACAUCAAUACAUCAUUAAGCAGAGAGGGAUUGGAAAGAAAGAAAAUAUUAAUUGGGAGAUUUUGUUUGCCUUGUCUACACCAAACUUUCAGAGCUGAAAUUUUCAUAAAUGUUUGAAAGGCAGUGUCAGGAUCUUGGUAGUUGAAGGGUUGAAAAGUUGUAUGUUGCUAUGUUGACAUUUCUUUCAUGUUGGUUUCAUUAGCACUUGAUGUGUGAGAAAUGGUAGCAAGGUCAAAUCAAUCAUGCAAACUAGAAUAUGUAGUCAUAUCAUGCAGUUUUAGAGUUCCAAUAAGCUCAGCUAUUAUGGCAGUAGGCUUUUUUACAGUUGUGUCCUUUGUUGGGAAGCCUUUGAUUUGGAGUAAGGCUGAAGUUGGCCAUGUUGUGAUAGAGAGCAAUAUCUAGUUAGCAUGGUCACGAAGUAAUCUACAUUUGAAAAGCAGCAAGGUUUGUUACAUCAUAACAAGGUAAACCUUAGCCUCACUUCUGUUCAAAGGCUUGGCAACUGUAGAAUGGACUAGAUAUUAAUGCUUUACACUGUAUCUCAUCUGCUUUUUUCUGUAGAUUUUUGUUUUGUUUUCAAAUAAGUCAGGUUUUAUUGCCUUUUUGUUGACAGGUCCAGAAUCUGCAAUUGGCAUCAUAUACUUCAAACAUUCCUUCAUGUUGUCCAAGUCACCCUGAGCUAUUUCCUCAUGUUGAUCUUCAUGACAUACAAUGUCUGGCUGUGUCUGGCUGUUGCUCUGGGAGCUGGCUUUGGUUAUUUUGCAUUUGGAUGGAAGCUGAACAAAGUGGUUGAUAUCUAUGAACACUGUCAUUGAUCGGUACCAUUCUCUUACAAUAAAUUUUUUUGUUUGAAGGAGAGCACCAAUAUUGAUAGUUGGUAUCUUUUUUUAAUUUCAGUUUUGUCAAGUGGGUUAGUUAGCAUACAUAUUUUUUUAUUUAAUUGAACCAUAAGUUAAUUUCACUAUGCACACAGUCUGCUUUAUACUUCAGAAGUGCUCAGAAGAAAAUUCAUACACAGUUCCUUUAGAACAUCUCCUAAACUUUUUCUACACAACCACAGGGAUUUGUUUGGAUAUGAUAGUGACUGAUAUGAAGAACAUGUCCACUGAAAAAUACUGAAAAAUAGAUAGGGAAAAAUACACUCAUUUUAAAAACAGAGGGUUACAGAAAAUACCCAGAAGUAUCUCAUGUUUUUUUGCAAAAUCUAGGUGAUCACAUCAAUGGAUUCAUUAAUUAAUAUGUCCAGGAAGAUUGAUAGCACCAUUCACAUAAAAAGUAUAGCUAAUUUUUAGACGCAAGCCAAAAUUUAAGUAAUUUGUGAGACAGGCAACAUUGUUCCCAUUCUAUUUUCUGACUGAUUAGGGUUUUUUUUUUUGGUUGGGGGGGGGGGUGUGGAAUAUUUGUAAGGAUCAGUUUUACCAGUGUGGUUGUAGAAAGGUGUGGCAACUUUCCAUCUAUGAAGAUCUUGGAAUGAGUAGUUUGAAGUAGCUUUUAUCAAAGCAAAUUACUUGCAAAGAAUCACUGAUCAAAGUUUAUUAGAGUUAAAUUGAUUUUCCAAACUGGUGAAUGUAUGGUUAAAUAUAUUUUUAUGGGUAAACAGACAAUAAGGAUAUUUUUGUUUUCAUUACGAUAUUUCUAGGAUUAUAUAUUCUCUGCUAUAAAUUAGAUAGACAACUUUUAUGGGCAUUUGAUAUCUUUUAAGUUAGUUUUGAUUAUAGUUGUGGGUACUAAGUGCAGUGCAGUGCAGUGCAGUGUAGUGCAUGUGUCUAAGUAGCUUUGAAGAUCUGUGCAAUGUGCAGUAACAAAAGAGAAAGGUGAUAUGAGAAGUGCAAAGGAGAUGUGGAAUAAAAGAGGGAAUGGGAUCUAGAUGAAAGAUCAUGGAAAGUGCCCAUGUCCUUCUUCCUCAUUUUUCACUUUGUCACACUGAUUGCCCGCCUUGUCUCCAUGUUUCUGUUCUCUAUGCAUGGUGUAGACUAAGACUUGUGCAACUUAGCGUGAUUUGAUGGAAGUUUUUUUGUUCUGUAUUUUGCUAGCAUGAGGUAAGAUUUUUUAUUUAUAUGUUUGCAUCAGUCUGUUGGUUUUUUGUUGUUUUUGGAUGCUGUAAUAGGCUAUUAUAUACUUUUUGCUACAAACUUUUAGAUUGAUGUGGUCAUUAUGUGACUAAUCAGUUCACAGGAAAUUUAUGUCACACAAUCAUAGCAAAAAGGGUAUAUAGAGGUGAUGAUAAUUUUGCAAAAUAUAUUUAAUUUUGCAGUCUUUUUUUUUUGCAUCAGGUGAUGUAUUCUAAGGGGAUAGGGAAUGAGGGAAAAGGUUGUUUAUAAUUCG